AUGCACCAGACAGUUAUAGGCCUGAAGGAAGAAGACCAGGAAUCCAACAAGUACUUCAGCAUCGCUAGUGUUCCAAGGAGCAAGGUGAAACUCAGUAACCUGAACAGCCCGCGUACCAAGCGCAUAGCUAUCUCUGCUCACAAGGCAAUGCGCCUCCAUGUAGCCACAGUUAACAGCUUUCCUUCAGCUUUGGACAGGGAGGAGUUCUGCUGGGACCUACUGGUGUCUAGCACUAGGGACAAUGAGGUGUUGUGGGAGAAGAUGUCGCUCAUUCAAAGUGAUGAUAACUUGAAAGCUUACUUGAUAGACUAUACUUGGAAGGCUGCCAGCCAACUUAGAGGGGAGUUUGUAGCCAAAGCCUGCAUCAGUGUCCCCAGUACCUAUGGAAUAGGAGAGCUAAAGCAUGAGGAGUUGGAGAACACUAUCAAGUGGAUGUUGGAGGAGGCGAGAUUCAUACACGGAGGAAUUGAUAUCAAGGUAAUGGGGUCCCAAGGAGAAGGAAGAAAGUGGGGGCAGAAGAAAAAUUCAUUUUUCAACAAUAUACCCAUCCUUGCAUUGAUAUCAAGUGCAGUUGAAUGUGUUUUAUUAGGUAUCAUGAGAGGACAUCCCAUGGACUUUUCUGAAGCGCACUUUAGACCUAGAUGGGAUCACUAUGUGAGCCUCCUGGAGAACUUUGAAAAGGAAUGUCCUAGCUACCUAGAGAUGAUUUGGGAUGAAUUGAAGGAAGGGGUUCAGACUGGUAACAUUCCUGGUGCGGCUGAAGACGCUCCUACCACCACUUUCAAUUUCUCUGCUCUGGAGACUGCUGGACGUGCAGCAAAGGCUAGGAAAUCUGGUACUGAGUAG
Suillus discolor is the source of this 846-nucleotide messenger RNA. RefSeq lists its product as uncharacterized. The record is from RefSeq and is a predicted model, not a curated record. The transcript is spliced from 6 exons. Lineage: Eukaryota; Fungi; Basidiomycota; Agaricomycetes; Boletales; Suillaceae. Bases 1 to 846 code for a protein of 281 amino acids.